AUGAAUAACGAUGCAAUUAGGUUUUUAUCUGCCAGUGGUCCUUUAUUAGGUCCUGGUUUUUCUGGUUUUCCUUCUACUAAUAUGAUAAAUCCUGGAGCAGCUGCUGUUGCAGCUCAGGCUGUUGCUGAUGCAAAUAAUUUUCGUGCAGCUUUUGCUGCAAAUCAAGCCCAAACACUUCAAUUUCCAGGUCUUUAUCCACAAUUAACACCGGAUAUGAAACCAGAUAUGUUGGCAACAGCAGUUGCAGGAAGUGGUAUGCCACCAUAUAUGUUUGAUCCAUCUAUAGGUUUUCAUCCAUAUGGGGGUGGAUUUGAUGGUGGUAGAAGAAAAAAUGCAACCAGAGAAACAACAGCACCAUUAAAACAAUGGUUAAAUGAACAUCGAAAAAAUCCUUAUCCUACAAAAGCAGAAAAAAUUAUGUUAGCUUUAUUAACAAAAAUGUCACUUACACAAGUUAGUACAUGGUUUGCAAAUGCUAGAAGAAGAUUAAAAAAAGAAAAUAAAAUGACAUGGUCUCCAAGAAAUAGAACAGGUGAGGAGGACGAUGAUGAUUUAGAUGAUAUUAAUCCAAAUGAAAGGCCUUCAUCUUCUACAUCUGAUCUCUUUGAUUGUUCAAUAAAAGAAGAAACAUCAAUUGAUGAAGCUUCAACUCCACUUAAUGAAACAUCAUCACCAUUACUAAAAACAGAAGACCAAUCUCCUAAAAAGCCUAAAAUAUGGUCUAUUGCAGAAACAAUAACAUCAACACCUUCCUCAACCUCUGCAACCUCAAUAUCACAACAAGAUAAUAAAUUAGUUUCAUCACCAAAAGAUAAUUCAUCUAUAUCACUUUCUUCAUCAAAUAUGCCCUUCCCAUCCGGUGUUUUUUCAAAUGGCUUUCCACAUCCUUUUGUGGGUACGGCAAAUCAAGCUUUACCUAAUUUCUCAUUUCCACAAAACGGUUUUCUUCAAUGGCAACAACAAAUGGCUGCAUUAGCAGCAAUGUCAAGACAAAUGCCUAUGGGUAUGCGACCAGAAAUGUUACAAAUGAUGCAAGGUUUUCCUCAAAUGCAGGGAAAUAAUUUAUUUCAUAAUAUGAUGGCUGCUACUGCUGUAGCUCCACAAACAUCAUCUUCAUCAACAACGUCAUCCAUUCCAACACCAUCUUCUAGUGUGCCAUUAGAUUCUACUACUGCGCUGGCUGCGGCUGUAGCUGCUGUAUCAAAAAAUGAUGUUUCAGAAGACAAUUUAUUAAAAGUCCAAACAUCGGUACCAGUUAACAUUAACAACUUCACAAGCAAUGAUGAUAAAAAGGAAAAUGGAAAAUCAACAACAUCAAAACCAUCUUCUCCUGAAUAUAAUACAAAUUCACAAAAAUCUGAAGAUAAUAUAACAUCUAACAAUGAAAAUAGUGAAUAG
Strongyloides ratti is the source of this 1398-nucleotide messenger RNA. Its product is annotated as Homeobox domain and Homeobox KN domain and Homeodomain-like-containing protein. The record is from RefSeq and is a predicted model, not a curated record. Gene Ontology annotation, molecular function: DNA-binding transcription factor activity, RNA polymerase II-specific; RNA polymerase II cis-regulatory region sequence-specific DNA binding. Gene Ontology annotation, cellular component: nucleus. Gene Ontology annotation, biological process: neuron differentiation; regulation of transcription by RNA polymerase II; cell development. NCBI's taxonomy places the organism in Eukaryota, Metazoa, Nematoda, Chromadorea, Rhabditida, Strongyloididae. The coding region runs from base 1 to 1398 and encodes 465 amino acids. The transcript is spliced from 3 exons.